CUUCUGCACAAAGGUCUUAAGUUUGUUGUGCGCAGUGCAGUGUGAUUUGGAGGACGCCAUCACUCUGCUGCUCUAAAGCUCCUGGUGCCGCGUGGGGUUUAGAGAGUUCCGCUGGGUGUGUGAGGACCGCAAGAGGAACGCCAGGACCACAGGCCUUCUCGCUCGAACCCACAAUCAAGAGGCCUCAGUAUGAAUUCACAGCCGUGAAACUCUGGGCAAACCACGUAAUCUCUUUGAGGUUCAAUUAUGGGUCGACUUGAUGGGAAGGUCAUCAUCCUGACAGCCGCUGCUCAGGGGAUCGGCCGGGCAGCUGCCUUGGCUUUUGCAAGAGAAGGUGCCAAAGUCAUAGCCACAGAUAUCAAUGAGUCCAAACUUCAGGAACUGGAAAACUACCCAGGUAUUCAAACUCGGGUCCUUGAUGUCACAAAGAAGAAACAAAUUGAUGAGUUCGCCAAUGACAUUGAGAGGCUUGAUGUUCUCUUUAACGUUGCUGGUUUCGUCCAUCACGGAACCAUCCUGGACUGUGAGGAGAAGGACUGGGACUUCUCAAUGAAUCUCAACGUCCGCAGCAUGUACCUGAUGAUCAAGGCAUUUCUUCCUAAAAUGCUUGCUCAGAAGUCUGGCAACAUUAUCAACAUGUCCUCUGUAGCUUCUAGCAUCAAAGGAGUUGUGAACAGGUGUGUGUACAGUGCAACCAAGGCAGCCGUAAUUGGCCUCACAAAGUCCGUGGCUGCAGACUUCAUCCAGCAAGGCAUUCGGUGCAACUGUGUGUGUCCAGGUACCGUUGAUACCCCCUCUCUGCAAGAAAGAAUACAAGCUAGACCAAAUCCUGAAGAGGCACUGAGCGAUUUUCUAAAGAGACAGAAAACAGGAAGAUUUGCAACCGCGGAAGAAGUAGCCCUGCUCUGCGUGUACUUGGCCUCUGAUGAAUCUGCCUACGUAACAGGUAAUCCUGUUGUCAUUGAUGGAGGCUGGAGCUUGUGAUUUCAGGAUCUCCUUGCCUGGGAAGGCAGUCACUUCCUGUCCACAGUGAACCGGUUAUGAAGAACAGUCACCCAUCCUCUCUCUGCUAUCAAUGGCAUAUUAAUGAAAACAAGACCUUUUUGAUGAUGUCGUUGCUCAGAGAAUUCUGAUUCUUUAAAUAUAUUACUCUCUUUCUAA
This is a messenger RNA of Phacochoerus africanus (Common warthog), 1161 nucleotides long. RefSeq names its product 3-hydroxybutyrate dehydrogenase 2 (gene BDH2). The record is from RefSeq and is a predicted model, not a curated record. Gene Ontology annotation, biological process: siderophore biosynthetic process. Gene Ontology annotation, cellular component: cytoplasm. The transcript is spliced from 11 exons. Gene Ontology annotation, molecular function: 3-hydroxybutyrate dehydrogenase activity. The coding region runs from base 247 to 984 and encodes 245 amino acids. Lineage: Eukaryota; Metazoa; Chordata; Mammalia; Artiodactyla; Suidae.